Protopolystoma xenopodis is the source of this 402-nucleotide messenger RNA. NCBI's taxonomy places the organism in Eukaryota, Metazoa, Platyhelminthes, Monogenea, Polystomatidea, Polystomatidae. The record is from the annotation of a GenBank genome assembly.
AUGAGUGCAAACUCGCCAGACCGUGGUCCGUUCAUGGAUAGCUCCAGGUUUCAUAGACGUUCUGCUAUGAGUGUUGCAAGUUCCUGUCAGACCAUUAAGGCUAGCAAUGUGCAGGAAAUCUCAUCAGAGAAGAGACAUGAAGAAAACUUUAUGCCUAAACCAAUUUAUUUCAGACUUCGCCUUCAAGCAUACUGCGGUAGCGGUGAAACCAGAGAGCAGGAGACUACCUUUGAUGCUAUACCACCUGAUCUAAAGAUCGACCUUCCGCCAGAUCUGCGUCCAGUUAUUUUCAGCCUUUUUUGCCAGCUUGGCUUCACAGAACUCGAAGGUUUAUGUGUCGAGGAUCAAGUGACGCUGACCGAGAUUGAGGCCUAUCUUGAUAUUCAGGUGAACAUUAAAUAA